AUGGCAAGCACUUCAAGCGAUGGUGUGCCUUAUUAUGGUUCUGUAAGCGAUGCCACGCCCUUCAUUAAAAAUGGAGUCAAAGCUACAAUUACGAAAACGCCAGAAAAGCCUCCAAAGGAGAAACCAGGGAAAGAAGGAAGAGGGAAGGCUUUUAAGCAAAUAGUCGCGGCUUUGAUUGUCAACUUGGGGACUAUUAAUACUGGUAUGGCGUUUGGUUUUUCCGCGACGGCGCUGCCGCAACUGAAGAGUGGUAAUUCAACUCUGACGAUUACUGAAAGUGAGGCCAGUUGGAUUGCUAGUUUAAGCGCAGUGGGUACACCAAUAGGCUGUAUUCUAAGUGGUUACUUGAUGGACAACAUAGGCAGACGACGAACUCUCAUAUUUACUGAAGUGCCUCUCAUAAUAGGAUGGAUCACGAUAUCCUUCGCCCAGAAUGUUAUAAUGAUUUAUAUUGGUCGGUUGUUGGUGGGCCUCGGGUCUGGUAUGGUGGGUGCCCCAGCCAGGGUGUAUACUUGCGAGGUAUCUCAGCCUCAUUUGAGAGGAAUGUUAGGAGCCAUGGCGUCUGUCGGCGUUUCUACUGGUGUUUUGAUAGUGUAUAUAAUCGGCAGUGCAACAUCAUGGAACAUCUUAGCUGGCGUGAGUGCUAUCGUACCUAUAAUAUCACUACUGGGUAUGUUUGUCCUUCCUGAGACACCGAACUACCUGCUAAAUCAAGAUAAGACGGAAAAGGCUGAAAAGUCCCUUUCGAAGCUUCGAGGGUCCACUUGCAACCUAAAUGAUGAAAUACAGAAAAUGAUUUCCUUUAAAGAGAAGAAUCACGUUGAACCGUUGAAGUCAACUCGAGAAAUAGUAAAGGCGUUACUUGCGCCAUCGACUCUGAAGCCGUUUGGAAUAUUGGCGUUGUACUUCUUUAUUUACCAGUGGUGUGGUGUUAAUACCAUCACUUUCUAUGCCGUCGAAGUGUUUGAGGCAUCCGGGGCAACGUUAGACAAGUAUUCCUUAACAAUAUCGAUGGGAGUGCUUCGAGUAAUAUUCACCGUCGUGGGAUGUAUUUUGUGUAGACGCUGCGGAAGGCGACCUCUUACGUUUGUAUCGUCUCUCGGGUGCGGUACUUCAAUGGUAGUACUAUCAGUGUACCUCUACUACGUGCAGUACUGGAAGGAGAAUAAUCUGCCACCACAAUAUUCGUGGAUCCCAGUAGCCAGUAUAUACCUCUUCAUGAUAUUCUGUACCCUGGGAUUCCUCAUCGUACCCUGGAUUAUGAUUGGCGAGGUCUAUCCUACGCAGGUUCGUGGCAUAGUCGGUGGUAUGACGACAUGUGUGGCUCACAUGUCAAUAUUCACUGUGGUCAAAACAUUCCCUCUACUUAAGCACUCGCUCAAUGACUAUGGGACUUUUGGCCUCUAUGGAGCUUUAUCACUUGCUGGCACCGCGUUCUUCUAUGUAUUUUUACCAGAGACAAAAGGCAAAACACUGCAAGAAAUUGAGGAUUAUUUCUCUGGAAGAAUUAAGAGUUUAUCCGGGAAAAACACACAGACCGAAAUUGCGUAG
This is a messenger RNA of Pieris macdunnoughi, 1551 nucleotides long. Lineage: Eukaryota; Metazoa; Arthropoda; Insecta; Lepidoptera; Pieridae. The record is from the annotation of a GenBank genome assembly.